Manis javanica (Malayan pangolin) is the source of this 1070-nucleotide messenger RNA. It is a transcript of the gene SNRPB2, whose product is annotated as small nuclear ribonucleoprotein polypeptide B2. NCBI's taxonomy places the organism in Eukaryota, Metazoa, Chordata, Mammalia, Pholidota, Manidae. The record is from RefSeq and is a predicted model, not a curated record. Gene Ontology annotation, molecular function: RNA binding.
CUGGCUUCCGGCUUUUGCUGCUUGCCAGAGCCGGGAAGUUCUCAGGUGAGCAGGGGCGCGUGCUGUCUCGUUUCCCUUCCCGCCUGCGGAUUGCCGCUCGGUCCGACGCCCCUCUGUGGGAGCCGGGUGUGGACGAGGCUGUUUGAACAGUUUGACCCAGAACAUGGAUAUCAGACCAAAUCAUACAAUUUAUAUCAACAAUAUGAAUGACAAAAUUAAAAAAGAAGAAUUGAAGAGAUCCUUAUAUGCCCUGUUUUCUCAGUUUGGCCAUGUGGUAGAUAUUGUUGCUUUAAAGACUAUGAAGAUGAGGGGGCAAGCCUUUGUUAUAUUUAAGGAACUGGGCUCAUCAACAAAUGCCUUGAGACAGUUACAAGGAUUUCCAUUUUAUGGUAAACCAAUGCGAAUCCAGUAUGCAAAAACAGAUUCUGACAUAAUAUCUAAAAUGCGUGGCACUUUUGCUGACAAAGAAAAGAAAAAGGAAAAGAAAAAAGCCAAGAUGGUGGAGCAGACUGCAGCAGCUGCAAGCAAGAAGCCUGGCCAGGGAACACUAAAUUCAGCAAAUACCCAAGGAAAUUCAACACCAAAUCCUCAGGUCCCUGAUUACCCUCCAAACUAUAUUUUAUUCCUCAACAAUUUACCAGAAGAGACUAAUGAGAUGAUGUUAUCUAUGUUGUUUAAUCAAUUUCCUGGUUUUAAGGAAGUGCGUUUGGUACCUGGGAGGCAUGACAUUGCUUUUGUUGAAUUUGAAAAUGAUGGACAAGCUGGAGCUGCAAGGGAUGCUUUACAAGGGUUUAAGAUUACACCGUCCCAUGCCAUGAAGAUCACCUAUGCCAAGAAAUAAUAUAUAAGAUAGUUGUGUUGAAAGGACUUGGUGUUAUAUUUAUAGUGUUUGUUUUGAUAACAUUUCCUUAGGCCAUUGUAACAGUUGGGGAUGCAGCAGUGGGAGCUGAUGGUGAAAUUUUUGUGCGGGAUUUAAAAAAUUUCCUAGUCUUUGUUUAGCCUAGUGAACUAUGAAAUAUGAAGGCCUUAAUUUUGUACAAUAAACUUUUGUUUGUAUUCUUUACAUAAUU